GGACCGCUCCCGGUCACCUCCUCAGCGACAGUUUCGGCAGUGGGAGGUGACCGCUCGGCCCCGGGCUGCAAGGGCAAGAAGACGCUGAACAAGGACACCGUGGAGUACCGACUGAGGCGGGAGAGGAACAACAUUGCCGUGAGGAAAAGCCGCGAUAAAGCCAAACGCCGGAACUUGGAGACCCAGCAGAAAGCUCUCCAGUACCUCAGCGAGAACGAGAGGUUGCGCUCCAAGGUUGAACAGCUCACCCAGGAACUGGAGACCCUCCGCGGAAUCUUCCGGCAACUCCCCGAGGCCGGCCUCACCCAGCAGAGACCCUAG
Molecule: messenger RNA, 321 nt
Organism: Hemiscyllium ocellatum (epaulette shark)
Lineage: Eukaryota; Metazoa; Chordata; Chondrichthyes; Orectolobiformes; Hemiscylliidae
Product: CCAAT/enhancer-binding protein epsilon-like
Exons: 1
Biological process (GO): myeloid cell differentiation; regulation of transcription by RNA polymerase II; DNA-templated transcription
Molecular function (GO): RNA polymerase II cis-regulatory region sequence-specific DNA binding; DNA-binding transcription factor activity, RNA polymerase II-specific
Source: RefSeq, a predicted model, not a curated record